Porites evermanni is the source of this 1593-nucleotide messenger RNA. Lineage: Eukaryota; Metazoa; Cnidaria; Anthozoa; Scleractinia; Poritidae. The record is from the annotation of a GenBank genome assembly.
AUGCCUGGAGUCAAGUGUACUUCGUUCAUGUUGUUCAUUUUCCUGACAGUCACUUCCGGGAAAACCGUAAAAUAUAUGGUCACAGACGAGCUAGGAAAGGCAAUUAAUAUUCGGAAGACCGACUUACUCGGCGACUUCCAAGAAGCUGAGGCCAGCGUCUUUCAGCCUUUGCCUGAAACCUGCUUUAUAAAGAAAACAAUAGGUUAUACCGGCAGCAUCUUUGACUACUACGCAAACACCCAAGCUUUCUACACUAAAGUGGCCGUUGGAGCUGGCUUAGACGCCUCGCUGGAAUCAAGUUUUUCUCUGGGUUUUACCCUCAGCAGUGUCGCGGAAGAAGUAGAUUCAAAAGAAUCCACGGUGAGUGGAGUCUCUUUAAACAUUCGCGCAUUGACAGAAAAGAUCUUGGUGAAGAAAGACUGUCUGGAUGAAACUGCUAAAUUGACCCAAUAUUUCAUCACCGACUUCGAACUAUUGCCAGUAAAAUUCGAGAAACCCUGGCUACGAAAUUCCUGGAAGGAUUACGAUAUAUUCUUGGAUAAAUACGGCUCCCAUGUCAUAACGUCUGUCAACCGCGGAGCAAGUAUAAAACAGACAACCUUCGCGAAGAGUUCUAAUUCCUACAGUGAGAGAGAUUUUCAAGUGAAAAGUUGUGUCUCAUUCGCAGGUCCCACAACUGUUGGGAAGGUUGGCGUCAAAGCUUGCGCAAAUGUCAGCAAAACUGAAAUAUCCAAGGCAACACAUAUGAACACAGAAGAUAAGCUUAUCAUCAGAGGAGGAACAGUAAAUACCCGCAGUGCCCUCAGGACAAGUAGGACGAAAGAACUGAUAGAACAAUUUUUAAACGAAGCUAAAGAUUCGAACGAAGGCGUCCAACACACCUUCAAAUCAAUAUGGAACCUAGUGCAAGACCGGUUUGCAUUCGGAUCAGACAACUACAUCAGGGCUGUAAACUUGCAGUACUACUAUCUCGGUUUCUUAAAUUAUGGUUGCUCCUUCGAAGAAAGUGGGGGAGUAUCCAUACAAAAGUUCGACUACAGCAAAGAAUCCACCAAGGAAUCCCCGGAAUUUGAGUGCACUCUUGCUGCGGAGGGAUGCCACAGCUCCAACGACUGCCAUUACAAGUCAGUAUGGUGUUCAUGUUACGGGCCAUCGUGCGUUAAGUACGAAGCAGUCAAACAAGACACGUGUGGCAGAAAGAUCUCUGCAGUUGCAAACUACAAUGAAUACUGGGGAUGGCAUGGAUGUGGCUGGCAAGUCGCUGGAUCUUACUGCAAUUGUUACAACGGAAACAAAGGGUCUCGAAGAACGGUGUGGACAUUGCCCAGCAGAGACGCUGUUCAGGGAGGCAGUGCUCAAAGUGCUGCUCAACACAAAUCAGACAAUCAAGAUAAAAGCCAGGAAGUGGAAGAUCGAGGUGAGAAUACUGCAGAUCCAAGCAAAGAAUCUCCAGGGUCAAGCGGGGACGCUUCAGGAUCAGGCUGGGAUGCCAGACGGGAUACAGCUGCUGAAAGCGAAUAUGAAAACGCUGAAGCUGCAGAUCAAAGAGACCAACCUCGAGAGGAGCCUGUUUAUCAGGAUGAAUUGAUGUGA